Messenger RNA from Papilio xuthus (Asian swallowtail), 390 nucleotides. Its product is annotated as tubby-related protein 4-like. The record is from RefSeq and is a predicted model, not a curated record. The transcript is spliced from 2 exons. Lineage: Eukaryota; Metazoa; Arthropoda; Insecta; Lepidoptera; Papilionidae. The coding region runs from base 53 to 286 and encodes 77 amino acids.
GAGUGGGGGCGCGGGGAGCGGUGCGGGCGGUCAGGCGCGCCGGCAGCUGCUGAUGCACAACAAGGCUCCCAUGUGGAAUGAGAACAGUCAGGUGUACCAACUCGACUUUGGCGGCCGCGUCACACAAGAAUCCGCCAAGAACUUCCAGAUCGAGUACCACGGGAAACAGGUGAUGCAGUUCGGUCGCAUCGACGGCAACGCGUACACUUUGGACUUCCAGUACCCAUUCUCCGCGCUGCAAGCGUUCGCUGUCGCGCUGGCAAACGUCACCCAGCGCCUCAAGUAGACUACCGUCUAGCCGUAAUGUAGCUUAGAUCCCUUUUCCACUGAACUAAUAGCCGGGCGACUGCCGCGACAAUGGAAAAAGGGUCUUAAGAAACCACGAGUAGU